AUGCCACCCAAUCUUACAGACCGCAUCAAGUCUAUCCAGAACGUCCGACUAGCCCGAAGCUCUUCCGCAUGGGACAUCCAGAUCGGAUACCCUGACUCGUCCAAAAAUGGCUGCAUCACAUCCAUCACCCCGCCCUCGUCCGAGGACAUCUCAAAUCCUCCUCUGGCCCUUCCCAGCUUAACACACCCACACAUUCAUCUCGACAAAGCAUUUGUCCAUAGUGCAGCCGAGUAUGCGCAUCUGCUGCCCUCAACUGGCUCUUUCCAGGAGGCGUUGUCCUUUACCACGAAAGCUAAACAGCUAUUCACACGUGAAGAUCUUCUUCGUAGAGGGGAAUGGCUACUGGCUGAGUCCGUUUCCGCCGGCGUUACUGCGAUGCGGGCCUUUGUUGAGGUAGAUUCUGCGGUGAAGUUUACUUGUCUGGAAGCAGGCCUUGCUCUCAAGGAGCGGUGGAAGGAUUCGUGUGAGAUCCAGAUUGCUUGUUUUGCACAAGACCCGAUUUUCUCUGGAGAAGUUGGAGAGCAGAAUAGGAGUCUCGUAGAGGAAGCACUCUGCAAGUACCCCGGUAUCGAUGUGAUCGGAACGACGCCUUAUGUUGAGUCGAGCGUCGGGGCUGCGAAGAGAAAUAUCGAAUGGGCGAUUGGGCGCGCUCUCCAACUCGGGAAACAUGUUGAUUUCCAUCUGGAUUAUAACCUUGAUCCCGAGAGGGAAGCCUUGGCUUGGCAUGUCGUGAAGGUCCUCCGUGAAACUGGCUGGACGACAAACUCCACACAGAAGCGUGUCAUGCUGGGACAUUGUACGCGCCUGACGCUGUUCAAGGAUGAAGAAUGGGAUAAACUUGCACGCGAGAUUCGUGACUAUGAACUACCCGUGAGCUUCGUGGGCUUGCCAACCAGUGACCUCUACAUGGCAUCCUCUCCUAGCGCAUUCAGUGAUCAAUGCUCCCACCACAGGCCUAGAGGUACUCUACAAGUUCCAGAAAUGAUCCGGAGAUAUGGUCUCGACGCAGUGCUCGGGGUGAACAAUGUUGGCAACGCAUUCACGCCCUGGGCAUCACCCGACCCGCUCUUCUUAGCCUGCUUGGGUGUUGGAAUUUAUCAAUCUGGUACACAAGCUGACGCGGAGCUUUUAUACGAAUGUGUCUCAACUCGUGCUCGAAAGGCAAUUGGCUUGCCGUCUGCUUUAGGCUUGACCGUGAGACCAGGCGACGUACCUGACCUGAUAUUGUUUUACGAUCGAGACGAGACUGGAUGUGAGGUGUCACGUCCACGCUAUAGCGUGGCGGAUGUUAUCUGUGAUCCACCUGGGAGAUUGAAUAGAGACGUUGUGACAGGUGGACGACUGAAGCCCGCUGCUUUGGCUGGCUCGAGGCUAGAUGUUCGUUAUCAAGUUGCGUAG
Messenger RNA from Penicillium lagena, 1398 nucleotides. RefSeq names its product putative zinc metallopeptidase. The coding region runs from base 1 to 1398 and encodes 465 amino acids. Gene Ontology annotation, molecular function: hydrolase activity, acting on carbon-nitrogen (but not peptide) bonds, in cyclic amidines. The transcript has a single exon. The record is from RefSeq and is a predicted model, not a curated record. Lineage: Eukaryota; Fungi; Ascomycota; Eurotiomycetes; Eurotiales; Aspergillaceae.